AUGACCGCAAACCCCUCUACGGUCGUGGAUAUCAACCUCCUAUCAGAAUUUCUCAGCGACAAUCAAGUGCCUGAUCUCUCCACCACAUCCCCUGUCGACUGCAUUGUCAUAUGCGCCUCAGCCGUUCUCCACAGUGCCGAGGUCCUCUUCAAGACUCUUCAGCAAAGACCAUCUCUUACCAAUGCUCUCGUACUAUGCGGCGGCAUCGGGCACUCAACCGAGCUCCUUUAUGAUGCAGUGAAAUCUCAUCCAAUCUUUUCGCGGAUCACUGAUGAAAUUCAAGGUCUUCCUGAAGCCAAAGUUCUCGAACGAAUUUUAGAUGAGUAUUUCGAUCGAUCUCUCAUCACCAGAGAAGGAUGUCAGAUUCUCCUUGAACCACAAUCUACAAAUUGCGGACAGAAUGCUUCAUUCUCUCGCAAGGUCCUCGAUGAAGCGGGGUUUCAGGCACCAGCCACUUGCAUUAUCAUUCAAGAUCCCACAAUGAUGCUCAGGACCAAGGCAUCGUUUGAGAAGGCUUAUGAGUGUGCUCAAUCUCCGGUCUCGGUUAUUAGUUGCCCGGUAUUUGUGCCACAGGUACAAUUAUCCCGUAACGGAGUCAUUGAGUAUUCAGACACAUCUCCACCGUCAGAAUUGUGGUCACAAAGUCGGUUUUUGGAGCUAAUCAUGGGGGAGAUACCGAGGUUGAGGGAUGAUAAAGAUGGUUAUGGUCCUCAGGGGCGUGGUUUCAUUGCUCAUGUGGACGUUCCAAGCCACAUUGAGGCAGCUUGGUCUCGACUACAAGUGGUGACUAAGAGCUCUAGAUAA
This is a messenger RNA of Penicillium expansum, 804 nucleotides long. RefSeq names its product YdcF family protein. Bases 1 to 804 code for a protein of 267 amino acids. NCBI's taxonomy places the organism in Eukaryota, Fungi, Ascomycota, Eurotiomycetes, Eurotiales, Aspergillaceae. Gene Ontology annotation, cellular component: plasma membrane. The transcript has a single exon. The record is from RefSeq and is a predicted model, not a curated record.